Arachis ipaensis is the source of this 3115-nucleotide messenger RNA. RefSeq names its product inactive DNA gyrase subunit B3. Lineage: Eukaryota; Viridiplantae; Streptophyta; Magnoliopsida; Fabales; Fabaceae. The record is from RefSeq and is a predicted model, not a curated record.
UUUUGUUCAAAAAAAUAAAAAGAAAAAAAAAUCCAGCCUUAUGCCCCCGCCCUAACCCCUUCCUUUCAGAUUUCAGAAAGCACUCAGGGGAGCGAGCCUGUGCCCCCGCAACCCUAGCCUCCACCACCGCCGCAUGGAGUGAGCCAUUGCCGCCGUUCGUCGCACUCAGGGGCUUCUCUCUUCCUCCUGUCGGCGUUCUUGAAGUCUCCAACCCCUGUUCGCUCCCAGACUCACCAAUCGCAGGCGCGCAGCUUCUUCCUCGAGCGUCCGUCGUCUUCGUCUGCUCUCUGCUCGCCGCGUCUUCGUCUACUGACUUUGCUCGCCCUCGUGCUCGCCGUCUCAGACCGAAGAGGAAGAGGAAAUUUGAUGAGUAUGAAAAUGAAAGUAAAUUAGCCUCUACUUUUGGAUCAAUCACAGGAGAGAAAUAUGAUAUCCAAAAUGCCAAAAAUCAGAGAAAAGGUGAGUCCUCUUGUCUUUCACUCCAUUCCCUAGAAAGUUGGGGUCAUUCAGCAAUACAUGAAGAUGUUCUUUCUUCUUUAAAUGAUUGCUCAAAGUGUUGCAGUCUUAGUAAAAUGACAAACCCAAUGAUCAAAUGGAACUUGAAAAGCCAUAGUGAAGAUCUAGUAACUAAUAGUAGUUGUCCUAAUAGUAUCGCGACAUCUAACAAUGACGAAACGAAUCAAGAAUUCUGGAAUGACGUUUCGAGCGAGGCUUCGCAUUCGAUGAGGUCAAACAAGGAAGCCAAGAAACUUAAUUUUCCAAGAUUUGUUAUUCCGAUCGGGCCUAGAUUUCAAGCUGAAGUUCCAAGAUGGGAAGGCGCAACUACUCGAAGGCAUAAUAGUUGUGAUGAUAUGAAAUGGUUAGGCACUCAAGCUUGGCCAAUCCUGGGAAUCACAAAAUCGAAUAGAAUGUGUGUUAGAAAAGGUAGGUCUGAUUCAUGUUCUUGUGAUGACCCAGGAUCAAUUGAAUGUGUUGAAGAACACAUCAAUGAAUCAAGAAAACGCCUAGAAUUAGAGAUUGGUACAACUUUUCAAAGUUGGAAGUUUCAUGAGAUGGGAAAAGAUGUAUCAAAGUCAUGGACAUUUGAAGAAGAAAAGGAAUUUGAAAAUCUUGCAAGAUCAAAUUUGCAAUCAGAUGAAACAAACUUUUGGGAUCUUGCUAUGGAGCACUUCCCAAACAAAACAAUGAAGAGCAUGAUUAAUUACUAUUAUAAUGUCUACAUCCCUAGGCGCUUGAGCAUGGAAACAAGAGCUUCUUCUAGUGCAGUUGAUAGUGACAAUGAUCAAAGUGAGGUCUACAAGAAUGAUGAUGGAGGUUCAACUACUAAGAUGCGCAUUGUUCCAAUGUGCAAAUUCCUCAAAUCAAGGACUAAAAGUUGCCAGGUAAGCAAGUUUAAGAGUAAUCAAGUAGGUACUAAGUCAAGUGGGAUGGAGUCAACAUUGGGUUGACUAUUAUGAGGUCAAACCCAAGGGCUCCGUUAAAGUUGGUUGAUUCUUUAUGAAUUGGCCGGGUCAUCAAUGUUUUGUGCUUCAAAUGUACUUAUCUUGGUCUUUCUUUUGUAUAAGUUUGCCUCUAAAUAUCCUUCGAUAGUCUAAUGGAUGUUGCAAAUUGAAUCAAAAUGUGAAUACUUUACCAACAUGAGAUUGGUUAAAGUAUAAAUUUCUUGAUUCGAGCCUUUCAAACAAAACAAAGACUUUGUUGGAAAACAUAUAACCCCUUCUUCUUCUAACACCUUACCUGGCUCUUAUCAGAUCGAAUCAGAUUAGUCGAUUUCUAAUAUUGUUGGUACAUGCAAAAAAUAGGCCACUUCUCUUUUUGUUUAAUUUUUCGUGAAGUUAAAUACUUGUCAGAGUCAGGGGGCUAGCCCAUUGUUCUAUAAUUGCCACAUAAAGGAUAUAACGAGUAGAAAUACCCUCUUUUAACUUCUAUUUUGGGAUUGAAUACCUUUCAUAAGAAAAAAAGUGACAAUUUUUCCGGCAAAUCCCCAACAAAAAUAUGCACCUACUCGCUCUUUCAUCAAAUCAAUCAUAAUUGCUACUUAGAUUUCACCAAACUGUACAUUAAAAAAGUUUCCAUAAAUUUAAAAAUUAGUUAAUAAAUCAGUCAAGUGUGAAGAUUUUGAAAAUCAAAUAGAUUAUUAAACCAGUAGAGUUAAAUGUUCAAAAGUUUAAAGAUUUAAUUGGGGCUAAAUUAAAUAUAAUAAAAUAACUUUUUGUAUUUUAUUAUUUUAAAUCAAUUAACUAGUAAAACAUCAUAUGGAUAUAAUCAAUUUUUCAAUGUUUUGACUGAUUCUUUCCGUUUUUAAUCGGUUUGCUAAUUGGUUUUUCCAUGAAUUGGAUCGAGUUGGUGGCCUGUAUCUCGAUUCAUUCAAUUGAAUCGGCUAGUUCGGUUCGGUUUAGAACCGUGCUCGUUAUGUAAUAUAUUAUAUAUGAAGAGUGCUAGGGGGUCAGCAAGUUUUGUGAUUUGUAGCCAUCAAUUAAUCAUCAUUGGUAUUUUUAAUGGUGUGAGAUUUCAUCUAAUGGUGUGAGAUUAUUCACUUUUCUUUUGCUGGCUAGGUGCUGGCCAGAUUUUAAUAACUGGCCAGAUUUUAAUAAAAGUGCUGGUCCCUUAGACUCUCUUUAUAUAUAUUACUUCACACAUUUUUCUAACAAUGAUGAAUCACUGUGUUGGAUUUUGAUAAUUAUUUCUCCAUUAAAUUACUUUUUCUAGUUUUCUAUUUCUUUAACUCCUCCCAACACCAAUCCCACAAAAGCGAUUGCCACUAUCAACAACAUCAUCAUCCCUGUCACCAUUAUAGAUGUCAUUAACCACCAUCACCAACACUGUUGCUGCCACCAUCACGACCACCAACAAGUCGAAAAAGGUCAAGGGGAAGGGUGGAAGGGUAGAAGGAGAGUUUGAUAAUGUCGUCAAGCUUGGGAGAAAAGGACGUUGUAAUGGUCGCAAUUGGCACUGUCAAGGUGGGUUGAGAGAAGAAAUCGGAGGAUGGAGAUGGUGGUUAUAAAUGUUGGAUGAAUGAGAGUCAUGAGUUUUUUUGUUUUUUUCGUAGUAGUGAUGGUGACGAUGGAUUGAGGGAACGAAAUAGGUGGUGGUGAUAGCAGUAACAAGGGUUAGA